This is a messenger RNA of Pyricularia oryzae 70-15, 1704 nucleotides long. RefSeq lists its product as uncharacterized. Bases 1 to 1704 code for a protein of 567 amino acids. NCBI's taxonomy places the organism in Eukaryota, Fungi, Ascomycota, Sordariomycetes, Magnaporthales, Pyriculariaceae. Gene Ontology annotation, biological process: positive regulation of transcription by RNA polymerase II. Gene Ontology annotation, cellular component: nucleus. Gene Ontology annotation, molecular function: transcription cis-regulatory region binding; zinc ion binding; DNA-binding transcription factor activity, RNA polymerase II-specific. The record is from RefSeq and is a predicted model, not a curated record. The transcript has 3 exons.
AUGAGUAGCAGCAAUUCUGCGACCUCGUCAAAGGCUCGACUUCGCACCAGGUCUGGGUGCCUGACGUCUGAUCUUGACAGUUGUUGGCUCACCCGGGCCGGAGCAGGUAGGAAACGCCGGGUCAAAUGCGGCGAGGAGAAGCCUACCUGCCGCAACUGCACCACCGCCGCCGCGCGCGAGUGCGUCUGGCCGGGCCCCGAGUCCGACCUGGUCGACGGCAGGCAUCGCCAGAACCGCUCGGUGCAGCGUCGUGGCGACAAGGACGCCGACCUCGCCGGCAAGCUGUCGUCUUCACUGUCCACCUUGACCCUCAAAACGGGCAGUCCUCCGUGCAAGGCGCUGGCCGAUAAUACCAUCAGCGCUGCCGCGAGGCUCGGCGUGUCGGAGGAGAUUGAGCUGGAGCUCGUGCGGCACCACAGCGGGGCGUUCUUCUUCGAGAUCCUCACCAUCCCGACGGCGGAGCGCGCGGACCUGACCGACUUUCACGAUGGAGUGGUUCGGAUGAUGCAAGAAUCGCCCAGCGUCAGGAGCGCGGUGCUGGCCGCCAGCGCCGCCAGCAUCUCGGCCCUCUCCAAGGACCGCAGCUACCAGAACAUUGCCCUGCGCUACUACGCCGACGCCGUGACGCACUGCGCCGACGGGCUGCGGGCCCUGGAGAAAUCACGCACCGGGCCUAGCGACGUCAUUCUCACGACUGUCAUCUGGCUCUACAUUCACGAUCUCUGGAGCCUGGACCCAGAGCUCGACGCGAGAAAGCACGUCGCCGGCGCCGUCAAUCUCGUCCGCUGGGGAAGACUGUGCGCCAAGACGGGCUCCGCGCCGCACUGGAACCGCGUCACCAUCAAGAGCGUCCUCUACCAGGCCCUCUACCUUGCCAUCCGGCGGCCCCUGGACCCGGACUUUCACGUCGAUCACCAGUUCCUGUCCGAGUGCCAGGACGGGAGCACCACCUCGGACGACUCGUGGCUUGCCAGCAUCGGCCAUGGCGUCCAGAGUCCCGUCCUCGGCCUCCCGCUCGAGCUCUACGGACUCGUUGCUUCUGUGGUCGAUCUGCGAUCCUCGCGAAAGGCCAGCGCUCGGGGGGUGGGCGGCAUGGAUGAUGAGGAUUGCGACGAUGGUAUCCAUCACAAUAACCCUGACAAGGCCAAGGCCAAGGGCAAGAGGCAGGAGGACAGGAGCAGGCACAAACACUCGCCGGAGCGCAUCGAUCAGCUCCGAAAACAGGUCGAGCACUGGGAGCGCACAGCCCUCAUCACAGACAGCAGAUUCUACCCCCAGUCCCCAGUCUCCACCCCGGGGCAGUCCGAGCCGUCGCCGUCUCCGCCUCUUUCGUCGCCUCAGGCUCAGCCCCAGCCUGGCGACUUUGGCGGGCAGGCGCUCUUCUUUUACGUCCUCGGAACCUCGCUCCUCCUGGACCUCUUCUCCCUCGACGACCCGACGCCGACGCCACCGACCACGCUCUCGUCGUCGUGGCAGGUGCGGGCCGCGCUGGAGGCCCUGCGCGAUCUGGAGCGCUGCCGGAGCCUGAUUGGCUCCUACCUCGGCACGUGGCCGCUCCUCGUCAUCGGCCUGUUUGUGACGGUCAGGGAGGACGUCGCCACGGUGCGCUCCAGGCUGAAGCAGCUGAUCGAGCGGACGGGCUUUGGGGAGGCGCAGCGGAUGCUGGCCGAGCUGGAGGGGGCGUGGGCUUGUUUGAAGUACUAA